Molecule: messenger RNA, 1218 nt
Organism: Cimex lectularius (bed bug)
Lineage: Eukaryota; Metazoa; Arthropoda; Insecta; Hemiptera; Cimicidae
Product: oxysterol-binding protein-related protein 9-like
Exons: 1
Coding region: 264-1115 (283 amino acids)
Biological process (GO): endosome organization; receptor recycling; retrograde transport, endosome to Golgi
Cellular component (GO): recycling endosome; trans-Golgi network; early endosome
Source: RefSeq, a predicted model, not a curated record
UCAUGCGAUUGUUUCACAACAAUCAAACAUAUGUUAGACUACAUAAGUAUACAACACAUUCUAAAUUUCUUAAUGUAUUUCUUAUUUAAAUUCACACAAAAUAGUAAUACACGCAAAACUAUUUAAAAUCGUUUCUUCAGUACGGUCGGAUUCUGUUUUUGAUGCCGCUUCGAAAUUGUGAGGCUCUCUAAGAAACUAGUUACGGAAUAAUGGAUAUAAUGAGUGUGAUAUGAUGACAGUGGACUGGGGCCGUAUUGAAUUAUAUGACUGAGAACGUCGUGAGCCGGUUCCGAGCUAUGGAGGAGCGGCGGAAGGUGGAGCCAUAUCAAGGCGAACUGCUGAAGUACACCAACAUUUUCAGAGGAUGGCAGAAUCGUUGGUUCGUCUUGGAUUCGGACAUGGGCGUUCUGAAGUACUACCAGUGCGAGCCUAGCAAAUGCAAACGCCCCAAAGGGAGCAUCUAUCUGAAAAACGCCAUAAUAUCGACUAGCGACGAAGACCCGCUGUCCUUCUCGGUCGUCUCCAAGGAAAAGUCCUCGGCCAAACUCAGAGCCAAGUCAAUGCAAGAGAGAAACUCGUGGAUGGAGAAGCUCGCCUUGGUGGCCGAACGGCACUCCGUCGUCUCGGACUCGCCCAUCCCACGGCGUCCGACGUCCGUCGGGCCCGACGCCGACUUCAGAAAGGCGCUCGAAGAAGCGGAGCAGAGCGUGACCAAGUCGUGCGAAAGCUAUUUUUACCUGUCGAGGGCACUCGACACCCUACCUCUUCCUCCAUACGGCCCGUUUUACAACCUCGGACCGGAAUUGCAAAGUUUAAAGGAGUGCUCGGAGGCGAUGCAGGAAUCGCUGACGCGGUGCAUAGCGUCCGUCCGGGACAGUCCGAUCGAGACUGUACAAUCGACCAAAUCCAAGGAUACGUUGAGAAGCAAGAAGUCUUUGAAAAUUCCACCACCGAUGUCCCUGGAAAAAUCCAUGCCCCUCGCCUCAUCCAAAUCCAGGCACUGCUUCAACGGAGCUAACAACAUGGGCGCCACUCUCUCCAAUGACACCAUCUCCUCCAAUAAUUCUUUUAAAGCGAAUCAACAACCGGAGGUUAAAGACCUCCCCACCGCCUAACUGGUCUCUGAUUUUGACUCAAAACAGAGUAUCUUAAACUUACCAAUCGACUGAAAAAGGGCGUGUUUUUCUAUUUAAACAUUAAAUGUAUUCAUAAAAAAUA